Magallana angulata is the source of this 1935-nucleotide messenger RNA. RefSeq lists its product as uncharacterized. NCBI's taxonomy places the organism in Eukaryota, Metazoa, Mollusca, Bivalvia, Ostreida, Ostreidae. The record is from RefSeq and is a predicted model, not a curated record. The transcript has 7 exons. Bases 113 to 1189 code for a protein of 358 amino acids.
AUGAAGGUCAGUGUCAGUGUAGAAAGGAGGAAGAUAUAAAAGGAUAUAAAGUGUGACCUUACUGACAGUGUGCGAUUCAGAAUAGAAAUGUGUAACAAAAGAUGAAAAGUUAAUGCACGGCGUAACUACAUGUUUCUAUUACCUGGAACCAAUGAAUGAUGACCAGUGCAUAUAUUCACAAACCAGAUCGAAAUGCAUUCGUUUCAUUGCAUUGCUGGUUAUAUUUUCUGAUAAUCUUGUGAACGCUAUGGAAACAUCCAACACACAUUUUGGCAGUAACUGCACAGGACAGACAGAAAUUAAUGAAAACCAACAAUUCUACGUAAUGUUCGGCGGAGGAAAAGCACGCAUAUCCUGCGAUUACUUCGUGUUCCGAGGAAGAGUGGAAAGCACACGGGACAGUUACAAAAUUUGCAUCAUCCCUCAGUAUUUCUUUGAUCCGUCUUGUGCCGUGAGCUUGAAAUAUGCAUCUUCUGCCAAUGGCAAUACGCUAGAGAGUUUGAAUUGUACGCAAAUCUUCCAUUUGGAGUUCUGUGGGGCUCUGAAUCAGCAGCUGUAUAUCUCUGUGGACAGAGUGGGUAGGGUGUCUACACGAGAUACUAGAUUCAAACUCCUGGUGCAUGUCUUAAUUGAAGCUAACGACACUUCUUGGCGUGAAGUGACAGUAGGGGUGGCUGUAGUACUCGCAUUCGUCAUAGUUCUGGUUGUAUCGUGCUGUAAAUGGCGAUGGAAAAAAUGCCCAUGCACCCAACAGUCUGUCACAGCUACAACUCAGACAUAUUCAACUGAUCUAGAACUUCAACGAAGGACCGCCUUUACAACUCCCGCCAACAAUACCGACAUGGACGUGAUAAACAGAUGGUCGGGUCCUCCACCCGAAUACUCAGUGUCGUGUCCCGUGGAGAGAUCCCGAAGCAAUGCAACGGAAAGUAUGUACCAAACUUCCCAAAUCAACGCAGCAGAGAGCACCUACCCAACUGCGAACUACCAAAGAAACCCAUGGUUCCUAAGGAACACACCAAACGCAAACCUAGAUCCUCCCCCGGAGUACUCUGUGUCAUGUAUAACUGGUAGAACUGUACCGUCCGAGUUCCAAGACUCCCGGGAUCCCGGUGUGUGUCGCCAGACGACAGAAUCACAGUGUUGUGAUCCUCCCCCUAGCUAUGAAGAAGCGGUCAACAGCAGCUGAUACUGUUACUGUUCUGUCCAUGGCACUGUGUCGGAUAACUAUGCAAGAGCCAAUCUGGCACUUCGCACACGUUCAAAAUGCAGUUCCUUCACGAUAUUAUAUCAUAUGGUUACUUACCUCCAUGUAGGAGUGUACGUAUGACUAUCAGCCCUGAUACACCUGUUUUAAACUUGGUGAGACGUUAACCGGAAGCUUAUCAAAUAAAUGUAGUUCUCGCAUACAUGUACGCAGUAUGUAUCAGUUUCUCCUGAUGCCGAUUAUAUAACUACGCAAUAAUAUGUAUACCCAUGAGUAACAAUUACUAGUACUCCUUGACAAGCCACGAACAUUGAAUACCGCAAUUGAAAUCCUCAACACAAUUUUAGGAGAUAGUACACUCAGAAUGACAGAUACAGGUGCCAAAUUAACUUUUUAGAUUUUAGAAAAAUGUGUACAUGUAAUAACGUACAUCAUAUUUUCUAUGUGUGUAAUAUUUAUAAUCUAUGUGCAAUAUUUUCACGGAAAACGUGUGCAAAUAAGUAUGUGGUUAUAAAAAAAAAUACUAUAUGAUUUCUUUGGUGGUUCAUGCGGGUAUGAAGGUAGCUAGCAUUGCAGAAAAAUUCAUGUACAUUGUACAGUUGCAUAAUAACCCCCGUCAGAUAAGAAUUGUUGAAAGUCUUAUUUAUUCGUCAAUGUUUCCCAAAUUCUUGGGCCCAUUAUUGAGAACUCCAUAUAUCUUAAUUGGCUAAGAACAAUAGAUGCUAAAA